This is a messenger RNA of Coregonus sp. 'balchen', 9131 nucleotides long. Lineage: Eukaryota; Metazoa; Chordata; Actinopteri; Salmoniformes; Salmonidae. The record is from the annotation of a GenBank genome assembly.
AUGCCGAAGAGAAGAGACAUUCUUGCCAUCGUGUUGAUAGUGUUACCGUGGACUCUGCUCAUCACCGUUUGGCACCAAAGCGCAAUCGCUCCGCUGCUUGCCAUCCGAAAGGGUACAUCCUCCACUUUCUCAUAGGUCCUCUGUUGCAUGGUGUAGGACUAUUCAAUAGCCAAUUCAUCCAAUCCAAUCAGGUCACAUGCCCAGUUACAGAAUAUCAUGGUACAGUACAACAAAUGCCUUCCACAGGGUCUGUUAUAGAUCCCUACGUGGUGGUGUGCGUCAUCAGAUUGUAAUAUAGGUCAUUUGUCAGUUAAGGCUAUCCAAAAUGCACUUCUUGGUAAGUGGCCUUUGAUUCGUGCAGCCCCAUCCGCAGCCUGUGCUUGGAGUAAAGCUAAUUUACUCUCAGCAUAUGGUCUUCAGCAGCCAUUCAGCUAAUCUAUUUAGCAGUUAAACUGUAGCAGACUUUUCAAAUCAAAAGGAGACUAGAUUAAUUUCUAAUGCCCUUUAAUCAGCAUCUGAAAUAAUAAUCACUGUUCCCUAAUGGCUUCCAGGCAGGCUUUAUUGAAUCUCCUGAGUCAAUGUGUUUAUGUGGCUUCUACAUACUGUACACAAGCCUGAGACGUUAUCACACUCUCACAUUAUGACCCCCCCCCCAUAAAUGUGACCCUAAGUGACCAUAAUAAACCAACAGUGUGAUAUGUCAAGUACAGUACUCUGUCUGGUGAACAGAACCAUAUUAAAAAGGCCCAAUGCAGCUGUUUUUAUCUCAAUAUCAAAUCAUUUCUGGGUAACAAUUAAGUAUCAAAAAGAAACAAAAAUAGCUUCUUAACAAAGAGCAAUUUCUCAAGCAAUAAUUUUGCUAGGACUGUCUGUCCCGCUUUCUUACACAGAAAGCAGUACAGGUCCUAAUCCAGGCACUUGUCAUCUCCCGUCUGGAUUACUGCAACUCGCUAUUGGCUGGGCUCCCUGCCUGUGCCAUUAAACCCCUACAACUCAUCCAGAACGCUGCAGCCCGUCUGGUGUUCAACCUUCCCAAGUUCUCUCAUGUCACCCCGCUCCUCCGCACACUCCACUGGCUUCCAGUUGAAGCUCACAUCUACUACAAAACCAUGGUGCUUGCCUACGGAGCUGUGAGGGGAACGGCACCUCCUUACGUUCAGGCUCUGAUCAGACCCUACACCCAAACGAGGGCACUACGUUCAUCCACCUCUGGCCUGCUAGCCCCCCUACCUCUACGGAAGCACAGCUCCCGCUCAGCCCAGUCAAAGCUAUUCGCUGCUCUGGCACCCCAAUGGUGAAACAAGCUCCCCCACGACGCCAGGACAGCGGAGGCUAUCCUAAGUUGAAUGCACCAAUUUGUAAGUCGCCCUGGAUAAGAGCGUCUGCUAAAUGACUUAAAUGUAAAUGAGUGGUCUGAGUGAGGGACCUAAUUGGACGAACCUAAGGGGAGGGAUGUGUAACCUGAAAGCUAGCCAUUAUUGGCAGAGAGGUUUGAAACUCUUUGUUAUUGUUAUUAUUAACUUAUACCGCCUGGUGAUGUCGCCAGGUAGGCCAAAACUCAUUCCCACCAAAACAGGCUGAAAUUUCAGGCAGUCUUUUCAAACAGCUCUUACACUAAAACAGCAUUAUCAUCGUUUUCACAGUAUUAUUCCAACCUCAUUGUGGAAAUAUAUAUAAAAAAACAGGAAAAUUCCAUUUUUGACACCACUGGGCCUUUAAGGUGACAGUAAAUCAAUAGCGUUCUUUGCCUCCUUCCAUUUGCCAUCAAGGUGAAAUGUAGGAUGUAAUAUAGGCAGGUGUCCACAAAUCAUCUGCAGCCUUCUCUUUGUUUUGUCUUAAAAGGAGCAGGGGGUUGCCAGAAUGCUUUCUGGCAGCCACCGCAGAACAUCUGGCCAUCAGGAGAUUGUGUUAAUCUGCUGUGUGAUGCAGAAAUAUAAUUUUUAUGUCUGAAGUGAGAACCUCCGCUCUAACUGAGCGCCGAUAAAAAUUGCCAUUAGCUAUGGAACAAUGUGGGGAGAAAUGAACUACCUUAAUGAUCCAAUAAUGAUAUUCUAUCCAUCAUAGAGGGCUAUGAGGGCCACAUAAUCAUAGCUCCACUACUGGAAUAGACCCUGUCCCUGCCAUGGCUGUUCCAGCUGAAUGAGUAGAGGCAGCCAGUGUAGCCGCUGCCCUAACCAUACUGUAGCCAUGUUGUCCACUCACCUCACGCUGCCUGCUUUCGCUUUUUGCAGCCUGUCACCACCUAGUAAAAGAGAUCUUUAUCAUACCAGAGAGGCUUGCAGUCCAUCGACACCGACUCGCAGGUACUUGCCUCUUGGAUUGUGUCACCUGAGAUUAUACAGCGGGCAACCCCGCCCCCGGGGCGUGCUAAUGCCUUACAUGUCUUCCUGUUCCCCUGCAGAUGAUGGAGCCGACGGAGGGCGGAGGGAGGCGGGCCAGGCCAGCGACUCUAAGGAGUACUGCUCCUCUGAUAAGGACAUAGUGGAGGUGGUGAGGACGGAGUACGUGUACACGCGGCCGCCGCCAUGGUCCGACGUGCUGCCCACCAUCCACAUCAUCACCCCCACCUACAGCCGCCCGGUCCAGAAGGCAGAGCUGACGCGGCUGGCCAACACCUUCCUCCACGUGUCCAACCUGCACUGGAUACUGGUGGAGGACUCUCAGAGGAGGACCCCGCUGGUCACACGCAUGCUCCGGGAAACGGGCCUCAACUACACCCACCUGAACGUGGAGACUCCCAGGAACUAUAAGUUGCGUGGGGACACGCGGGACCCCAGGAUACCCCGGGGCACCAUGCAGAGGAACCUGGCGCUGCGCUGGCUCAGAGAGACCUUCAACUCCAACAGCAGCCAGGCAGGCAUUGUCUACUUCGCUGAUGAUGACAACACCUAUAGCCUGGAGCUGUUUGAGGAGGUCAGUACAGGCCUCUCAUGGCCACGUCCAGUCCACUAGAUUCACUUUAGUAACACUGAAUAUAAUGGUAGUGGGUAGUUUACAACACAUAAUGUACAUAUUUUUGUCGUUUUACACGGCUCCUAAUUUAAUUUAAGAAUUAAUCGAAUGUAUUUUAACAUGAAUGGUGGCUACUCCUACUCCUAGUAGUAAUAUAUUGUAGUUAUUGCCUGAAGUAUUUUGAUUCCCAUUACCAACAACAGUGGUUGAGGAUAAGUUUGAACUUGGUAAUCAGUGCCUCAGGCCAUCCAUUUUGAGUCAAGACACAUUGGCUUGAAUGGAUGCUGUUGAGCCCUGAGGCAUUAGCCUCAGGUCUUGUUAGUGUGAACGGGGCAGGUUGUAAAUGGUGCGGUCUGUAUCGAUGGGCCUGUCAUUACCUUUCCCUGGAAAUCAGGCAGAGUGCUCUCCCUCUCCCUAGAAGCCUUCCAUCACUUACACCCAGCACCAGCGCUCUUUAUAGGGGAGAGUAACAACCUAUAGAGCUGAGCUUGAGCUAGCUGCCUCUGGGCUGACCGAUAGAGAGAGUCAGUGAGAAACCACUCCGACCCAACUGUAGCAGUAAAUAUCAGACCAUUCUCAUCGACCUGCUAACAGGUGUAAGUCAUGGAGGGGAUGGCUAUAACAGCUACAUGCGAAGAGGUUGAAAGUAGACAUCCAUCCAAGAGAUUGCAGUUGGAUAUGUCAUGUUGUUGUGAUCUGGACUUGAAUUAACCUGAAUGGAAAGAUGCCAGCGUGUUCAGCUUGACCUGACAUUUGAAAUAUGAAAACUGGUACAAAUUAAAUCAUUCAUACACUAUUAGAAAAAAAGGUGCUAUCCAGAACCUAAAAGGGUUCUUCUGCUGUCCCCAUAGGAGAACCCUUUGAAGAACCCUUUUUGGUUCCAGGUAGAACCCUAUUGGGUUCCAUGUACAACCCUUUCCCCAGAGGGUUUUCCAUGGAACCCAAAAGAGUUCUGCCUGGAACCAAAAAGGUUUCUACUUGGAACCAAAAAGGGUUCUCUUAUGGUGACAGCCGAAGAACCCUUUUGGAACCCUUUUUUCUAUGAGUGUAAUGUCAUGAACUCUUGCCCAGAGUUGGCAAUAAUAUGAUGUGGAUACACAGGUUACAAAUACAACGGCUGAAUCAAAUACAUACAGCAAGGAACUGUAAUGGCCAACCUAACCUUCUGGUGUUGCUCCAUUACACUACAUUAGGCAGAUUCUCUCACCCAGAGCAGAAGCAAGAUGUUCUCAAAACCAGCAAAAUUGUGUUUCUCUAUACCCCGUUUUAAGUCCAAACCAAACCAUGGGAAACAUUCCAUGUCGAGAGACAUGGGCAGAGACUCUGCUGUAAAUUGUGAAAAUUAAAACACACUAUAUAUACAAAAGUACGUGGACACCCCUUCAAAUGAGUGGAUUCAGCUAUUUCAGCCACACCCGUUGCUGACAGGUGUAUAAAAUCGAGCACACAGCCAUGCAAUCUCCAUAGACAAACAUUGGCAGUAGAACGGCUCAGUGACAUUCAACGUGGCACUGUCAUGGGAUGUCACCUUUCCAACAAGUCAGCUCGUCAAAUUUCUGCCCUGCUAGAGCUGCCCCGGUCGACUGUAAGUGCUGUUAUUGUGAAGUGGAAACGUCUAUGAGCAACAACGGCUCAGCCGCGAAGUGGUAGGCCACACAAGUACACAGAACGGGACCGCCGAGUGCUGAAGAGCGUUGCACGUCUGUCCUCAUUUGCAACACUCACUAACGAGUUCCAAACUGCCUCUGGAAGCAACGUCAGCACAAGAACUGUUCGUCGGGAGCUUCAUGAAAUUGGUUUCCAUGGCCGAGCAGCCAAGCUAAGCCUAAGAUCACCAUGCGCAAUGCCAAGUGUCGGCUGGAGUGGUGUAAAGCUUGCCGCCAUUGAACACUGGAGCAGUGGAAACCCAUUCUCUGGAGUGAUGAAUCACGCUUCACCAUCUGGCAGUCCGACGGACGAAUCUGGGUUUGGCGGAUGCCAGGAGAACGCUACCUGCCCCAAUGCAUAGUGCCAACGGUAAAGUUUGGUGGAGGAGGAAUAAUGGUCUGGGGCUGUUUUUCAUGGUUUGGGUUAGACAUGGCGGGCUUCGCCAUCAACCUGCGGCUCAUUCUCUUCAAGCCCCAGGCCUACUUCAAGCUGAGGGGAGUGUAGGGAGGCUACCAGGAGAGCAGCCUGCUUCGGGAGCUUGUCACACUCAACGACCUGGAGCCCAAAGCAGCUACGGGUAGUUCCAGUGAAGGGAAAUCUUAACGCUACAGUAUAGCCUACAAUUAUAUUCUAGUCAAUUCUGUGCUUUCAACUUUGUGACAACAGUUUGGGGAAGGACCUUUCCUGUUUCAGCAUGACAAUGCCCCCGUGCACAAAAUGAGGUCCAUACAGAAAUGCUUUGUCAAGAUCGGUGUGGAAGAACUUGACUGGCCUGCACAGAGCCCUGACCUCAACCCCAUCGAACACCUUUGGGAUGAAUUGGAAUGCAGACUGCGAGCCAGUCCUAAUUGCCCAACAUCAGUGCCCGACCUCACUAAUGCUCGUGGCUGAAUGGAAGCAAGUCCCCGUAGCAAUAUUCCAACACUGAGUGGAAAGCCUUCCCAGAAGAGCGGAGGCUGUUAUAGCAGCAAAGGGGGUACCAACUCCAUAUUAAUGCCCAUUAUUUUGGAAUGAGAUGUUCGACAAGCAGGUGUCCACAUACUUUUGGUCAUGUAGUGUAGCUCAUGAAAUAUGCAUCUGCCAUAGUUAAACAACAUCACUGUAAAGGGGUGCAUUAAUUAUUAAGCUUUCAUAAAAAAUGCUUAUGUUGCCUUUCCAAAGCCACAAGGAAUAUUUACAGGCAGCGCCUGCAUCUAUUUUUAUCAUAUUUAUCCUUCUGUAUCCUUCUCCUUCAGCAUCCACAUUCAACAUUGUGAACCAGAUCACUUAGAACAGAAUAUAUCACCUAAGUUGAAUACUUUUUUAGAUUAUAAAAUAAGUAUUUGAUAUAAAAGGUAAAUAGAAUGAUAUUGCUUCUGGUUUAGGUAUCAUGUGGUGUACUGAUGAAAAUGGGCCACAGUUUAGGAGUUGAACUAACCAUUUCCUACUGUGUUCUCUAUUGACUAAGCCAUCAAUUCCAUAUAUUAAAGACAGAUAAUCAACCUAUAGCAGUAUAAUCACCCGAUUACAAUAUCAGUCUGUUUCUGAUGACAACUCACUUUAGAGCCUCUGUGAACCAGUACAGAUCCCCAUCUCCUCACUCUCUCCCGCGCUCCAGAUUGAUUAAUACACCUGGAUGUCUGUCGUCUCCCUUUAAAGUUUGGGAUUAGUUUCCUUUGUUGUGCUCUGACUUCAAGAACAUAGGCAGACUGUCUCUGUGGGCCUCCCCCAUCACUCGCCUCGCCCCAGUAAAGGAAACAUAGUUUACACACACACAGACAGAGAGAGACAACAGGAAAUUUAGCACAAACACUUAAAAUUCACGACAAUUGGGCAGCACUUUGUGGCAUUUCCACUUGCUCAGCUCUAAACUGAGGAGGGAUGGGGUACUGUUUCAGCACUGAUUCCCGUCAGUGGCAGCAUUGGAAACAUUCAUUUUCACAUUGUAGCAUGGAGGGGGAGGGGCAACCCCCCUGACGAUGCUCGAGCAAGUUUCAUUCCAGAACCAAACCCUUGAGGAAAACAGCUAUUUCACUCGUAGGAAAGAUGCAUGAUCUAAACUUGUGAUAAAAGUCAGUUUUCUAAUGAACAGAAAUCACACGUGACCCUUGGGAGAGGGUGAUGUCAUCCCUAACACACAAUCAUGCGAAAUGUUAUCUGGGUGGCUAGCCUGGCAGAGUCCUGGUCUCGGUGGCCCAGAUGUGUUUCCAAACUGCACUCAUAAACCCUGGCCCCCUCCAUCCUGUUCUCACACACACGUCUCCUCUCUGAUCCCCUGGGCUGAUGGGUGAUCAUCAGAUACGGCUAGAAUACUGGGACACACACAGAGUGAGCCCUGUUUCCACAGUGUUGUCCUACCCACCCACCCACCAGACAAAUCUCCUCUCCCUGCUACACACUUCCACAACAGUACACCAGCACCAGUAUUAUUGCUACUGCUUUGAGUGUGGAUAAAUGACUCUACAGUUCAGCCCUCCUUAUUAGAACACUUCCUUUCAUGAUUUGGCCGGCUCUCUCUCGCUGCCAGUGGCGCAGAAUUACAGUCGACAAAGAGCGGGCGGCCGGGAGAUUGUUUGAUGCUGGAAGACUAAAGGACAAAUCUGAGCCUCUGAGGAACGGAAGAGGCUCGGCACCUUUCAAGCAUCUCCUCAACCAACCUGCUCUUCUUCUCCCAUCCACUCUCUGUAAUGGCCCUGGUCCUCAAACCCACUUAGCUCUGUCCACAUUUGCUCUUCUUAGGCUGGGUCCAUCAGGGUGGCCCUGCAUGGCUCCUGUGAUACAUGCAACAUACACAACGUAGCCUUCAGCUCUAUUUGUAUCAUUGUUUGCAAUGAAAACUAUCGUCUCCUGUAAUUACUGUAUCUUGCCUUUUUGGCACAUCUCGUAUAGACACUGAUACACUGAUCCUGUUAAUUAAAAAUACAAACAGCACAAAGAUGAGUAACUCUCUCUGUCCUCUCUUCCUGUCUAUCCAGAUGAGGUCAACAAGGAAGGUAUCUGUAUGGCCCGUGGCCUUCGUUGGUGGUCUGCGGUACGAGUCGCCCAAGGUCAACGCAGCGGGGAAGGUGUACGGCUGGAAGACUGUGUUCGACCCUCACCGGCCCUUUGCCAUCGACAUGGCGGGCUUCGCCAUCAACCUGCGGCUCAUUCUCUUCAAGCCCCAGGCCUACUUCAAGCUGCGGGGAGUGAAGGGAGGCUACCAGGAGAGCAGUCUGCUUCGGGAGCUUGUCACACUCAACGACCUGGAGCCCAAAGCAGCUAAUUGCACUAAGGUAGAUAGAGCAAAAUAGAUGCUUUCUUUUUACAUGUUAUACUCUGUCAUUUUACACCAUAAUAUCCUCAUUUUACCUAUUGGUAUUUUAUAUAAUGUCAGGCAAAUGUGAAAUCCAUACUCUGAUGAUCCUCUGGAGGAUCCAACUUUAGUGCAGAGGCAGUGGCAAGUUCACUCUCUCCAAAACAACUUCAUAUAUAACCAGGUGCUAAAAAUGUCAGCGGAUCGAUUAGGUAACUGGCAGGCUCCCCACACAUAGUGGGAGUGAUUGUAAAAGGCUUAAGGGCACGGUGUGGUGUUUCAUGCCCACUUCAUCUCCGACCUGGCUGUUCCCUGCCUGGCCCUGGCCGUAGCCCCAGCUGCUAAGCCUCUCCCUGGGCAGAGAGGAGUCACCCAGGGGCCUUAGCUCACCACCGCUCACACUUACAGGAUGGGAUAUUCAGCCUGAUUAUAUUCAGGACUCCUGGAGGGGAGUAGAUGAAAAGAGGGGGGUGGAAUGGAGCAGGGGGCAUCCUAGCAUGCAUUCAGCCCAGAUGAGCACAGGGAGAGGGAUGAGCCGUGCUCCUGCACCUCUCCUCCUUAUAAUCUACCUCUUCAGACGCAAGUGUGACUAUUAACCUCAUCUACACCUGGGUAAAGUGGGAGUUGGCUCAGGGUGGAGGCAGCUCAAACAUGCUCCAUGCAUAAUUCAUUACUGAGGUGGAGGAGAUGAAAGGUAGGGCUGCUCAGAGACUGAGGGGAGAGAGGAAGAAAAUGAGCUCUAUACGUCGAUUCAUUUCCACCAUCAAUCUCCUGGAUGUGUAUCCAGUCUCCAGGGCCAAAUCAUCCCACUCCAAAGGCUUGAUUGGGGCUAUAGUUACCGGUACGUGACGCACCCAAAAGAACUGAGCAGCAUCCCUUACAAAGAGCCAAAAAGAAGAGCAAGUACUUAUUUUUCCAAUACGGCCACUCUCUAUUCACUAUCAUAUAAUGUUGAGCAGGGCCGAGCUGACACGCCGGAGUACAUUGUUAUAGAUAGGUUUCCAAUUGUACCAUCUGUACUGCUCUUGUUGCUAUAUCUAGAAGUAGAUGCUCAGAAGAACAUCACCACAGCCCACGCGGAGAGGAGAGAGGAGAGUGGAGGAGUGGAUGGGUGUGUGUUAUAUCGUGAGAGUGCUGCCUGAUGCUGAUUAUUUUCUCUGAUAUUUCUCUACAGAUUCUCGUUUGGCACACUAGGACGGAAAAACCUGUCCUGGUAAAUGAGGGAAAGAAAGGAUUUACAGACCCCAAUGUGGAGAUUUGA